AUGGCCCCCGCCGCCGGCCUGCUGCUCUGGGCCCUGCUGCUGAGUCUGGGGUCCCCGGCGGCGGGGGCCCACGACCAGACCCAGACCCCGACCCGGACGCAGCAGGUCAGUUUACGCUUCGGGGGUCCCCUGACCCGCAACUACCGGAGCACCGCCCGGACCCGUCUCCCGCGGAGGACAAGGAUAAUUCUGGAGGAUGAGAAUGACGCCACGGCCAACGCCGACCGCCUGGCAGGCCCGGCCGCUGCCGAGCUCUUGGCCUCCACGGUGUCCACAGGCGACGGCCGGUCGUCCGUGUAUGAGGAGGAUGGGUCUUUGGAAGAGGGGGUUGUGAUUAAUGCCAGAAAGAAUAAGAUCAGCCUGGAGACGCCAGCUGCCACUCGCAGUACAGCAGGGGGUUCCACCACGACGUUUGUAGCUAACAGCCAGGAACCCGAAAUUAGGCUGAUUUCAGGCCUGCCUCGCUCUACCUCAAGGUCCCGGGAGGACCCGCGGGUCUCCGAGGCCACCCUGAGCCUGUGGUCGACAGCCGGGUCCACCCCAAGUCGGUGGCCGUCACCCUCGCGCACAGCCAUGCCACCUCCCGAGGAUCUGCAUCUCGUGUUGAUGCCCUGGGGCCCGUGGCACUGCCACUGCAAGUCGGGCACCAUGAGCCGGACCAGGUCCGGGAAGCUGCAAGGCCUUUCCGGGCGCCUUCGAGUUGGGGCGCUGAGCCAACUCCGGACGGAGCACCGACCUUGCACCUACCAGCAAUGUCCCUGCAACCGACUUCGGGAGGAGUGUCCCCUGGACCCAGGUCUCUGUUCUGACACCAGCUGUGCCUCUCAGACCACCACCACCACCACCACCACCACCCCCUUCCCCAGCCUCCAAGCGAGACGCCGACCCAGCCUGCCGCCCCCAACCCCCAGCCCCAGCCCCAGCCCCAGCCCCGCGCUGGCUUUUUGGAAACGGGUCAGGAUUGGCCUGGAGGAUAUUUGGAAUAGCCUCUCUUCAGUGUUCACAGAGAUGCAACCAAUAGACAGAAACCGGAGGUAA
Molecule: messenger RNA, 1038 nt
Organism: Propithecus coquereli (Coquerel's sifaka)
Lineage: Eukaryota; Metazoa; Chordata; Mammalia; Primates; Indriidae
Product: chromosome unknown open reading frame, human C1orf56
Exons: 2
Coding region: 1-1038 (345 amino acids)
Biological process (GO): regulation of cell population proliferation
Source: RefSeq, a predicted model, not a curated record